Phaethon lepturus (White-tailed tropicbird) is the source of this 727-nucleotide messenger RNA. It is a transcript of the gene HTR4, whose product is annotated as 5-hydroxytryptamine (serotonin) receptor 4, G protein-coupled. Lineage: Eukaryota; Metazoa; Chordata; Aves; Phaethontiformes; Phaethontidae. Gene Ontology annotation, molecular function: G protein-coupled serotonin receptor activity. Gene Ontology annotation, biological process: regulation of appetite; chemical synaptic transmission; adenylate cyclase-activating adrenergic receptor signaling pathway. The record is from RefSeq and is a predicted model, not a curated record. The annotation marks the transcript as partial. The transcript has 2 exons. Gene Ontology annotation, cellular component: plasma membrane.
GUACUAUGCUAUCUGCUGCCAGCCUCUGGUUUACAGGAACAAGAUGACUCCAUUGCGCAUCGCUGUAAUGCUUGGAGGGUGCUGGGUAAUCCCGACGUUUAUUUCUUUCCUCCCUAUCAUGCAAGGCUGGAAUAGCAUUGGCAUCAUUGAUCUGAUUCAGCAAAGGCAGUUCAACAAGGCUUCCAACUCCACUUACUGCAUAUUCAUGGUCAACAAGCCAUACGCCAUUACCUGCUCCGUGGUGGCCUUCUACAUUCCCUUCCUCCUGAUGGUGCUGGCUUACUACCGCAUCUACGUCACGGCCAGGGAGCACGCCCGCCAGAUCCGGGUGCUGCAGCGCGCGGGGGCCCCCACUGACGGCCGGCAGCACCACCCAGACCAGCACAGCACACACCGCAUGAAGACUGAGACCAAAGCUGCCAAGACCCUGUGCAUCAUCAUGGGGUGCUUCUGCCUGUGCUGGGCCCCCUUCUUUAUCACAAACAUAGUGGACCCUUUCAUAAACUACACAGUGCCGGGGAAGCUGUGGACAGCUUUUCUGUGGCUGGGCUACAUCAAUUCAGGGUUGAACCCUUUCCUCUACGCCUUCCUGAACAAGUCUUUCAGACGUGCCUUCCUCAUCAUCCUGUGCUGCGGUGAUGAGCGAUACCGAAGGCCUUCCAUCUUGGGGCAGACAGUGCCCUGUUCCACCACCACAAUAAAUGGAUCGACUCAUGUACUAAGGUGA